GCACUGGGAAAGUUGCUUGUGGCCUCAGACGGCGGCAUGAGCAGGAAGAGUCGUUUGAACGGUCAAAAGAGGGAGCGAGCAAUGAUAGUAGUCCGGACGCGAAGCCUGCACAGGUAUCCUUUUUCUGCUUCUUUGACCGUCACCGAAUCCGAGGGAGCGUGAGAGGGGAAGGGACCGCGUGGUGCAGGUUUGGAUCCAACGCUCAUCGGGUUCUUUUGGAGAAAUCCUGAGGCAGAGCGGAGUAGUAGUCCUAAUCUGGACUGGGAUUGGGAUCUGCAUCUCGUGAAGUGUGGAAUUUUUGCUGUUCAAGGUGUUGCGGUAGCCUGAAAUUGUAAAUUUAUAGGCUUCUAAUUGGAAAAGUAACCGUUCAAGCGAUUGAAGUUUGUUCUUCAUAAGUAUAGAGUUUCGGUAAGGAUGGCUUCGGUUAGUAUGGCGCCAUCCUCAGGAUUGAAAAAUGCCAGUGGUGAUGCUUUUGGCAUGGAUAGAUUGCCUGAUGAGAUAAAUGACUUGAAGAUAAGGGAUGACAAGGAAGUUGAGGCAACUAUUGUUGAUGGAAAUGGCACUGAAACUGGACAUAUAAUUGUAACUACCAUAGGUGGGAGGAAUGGCCAGCCAAAGCAGACUAUAAGCUAUAUGGCUGAACGUGUUGUGGGAAAUGGAUCCUUCGGAAUAGUUUUUCAGGCGAAAUGCUUGGAAACUGGUGAAACGGUUGCAAUAAAGAAGGUUCUUCAGGACAAAAGGUAUAAGAAUCGUGAGCUGCAAACCAUGCGUCUUCUUGAUCAUCCAAAUGUUGUCUGUUUGAAGCACUGCUUCUUUUCAACGACUGAGAAGGAUGAACUAUAUCUUAACCUGGUGCUUGAGUAUGUACCAGAAACUGUUCAUAGAGUGAUCAAACACUAUAACAAGGUGAACCAGAGAAUGCCCCUAAUAUAUGUUAAGCUCUACAUGUACCAGAUCUGUAGAGCAUUAGCUUAUAUCCAUGGCAGUAUAGGUGUUUGCCAUCGAGACAUCAAACCGCAAAAUCUUUUGGUCAAUCCUCAUACACACCAACUAAAAUUAUGUGAUUUUGGAAGUGCUAAAGUGUUGAUGAAAGGAGAACCAAAUAUAUCAUACAUAUGUUCUAGAUAUUACCGAGCUCCUGAGCUGAUAUUUGGUGCAACUGAGUAUACCUCAGCUAUUGAUAUUUGGUCUGCUGGCUGUGUUCUGGCUGAGCUUCUACUAGGGCAGCCUCUUUUCCCUGGAGAGAGUGGAGUAGACCAACUAGUUGAAAUAAUUAAGAUCCUGGGCACCCCAACUAGAGAAGAAAUCAAAUGCAUGAACCCAAAUUAUACUGAAUUCAAGUUUCCUCAGAUCAAAGCUCAUCCUUGGCACAAGAUUUUCUACAAAAGAAUGCCGCCUGAAGCUGUGGAUCUUGUUUCUAGGCUUCUCCAAUAUUCUCCA
Phalaenopsis equestris is the source of this 1440-nucleotide messenger RNA. Its product is annotated as shaggy-related protein kinase NtK-1-like. Lineage: Eukaryota; Viridiplantae; Streptophyta; Magnoliopsida; Asparagales; Orchidaceae. The record is from RefSeq and is a predicted model, not a curated record. Gene Ontology annotation, biological process: protein phosphorylation; signal transduction. Gene Ontology annotation, cellular component: cytoplasm. Gene Ontology annotation, molecular function: ATP binding; protein serine/threonine kinase activity. The annotation marks the transcript as partial. The transcript is spliced from 11 exons.